AAUGAAAAGCAGCCAGAGUCCCUCAGAGGGAACGUGAAGCCAGCAGGACUCUGUUGUGUCUCUCCAUGGCCGAUUUGACAGGGGGAAACAUUUGUGGAACCACGGCCCCGCUCUGGGCUGCUGAAUGAGCCGGGUAGAAGCAUGACCACACCCCCUGUUACUCAGUGUGUGUCUAUUGGCUGUUGGGAAUGAUCUGCUGCCUGAAUGUGGCUACUGUCAAGGCUUUAUUCUAUUAAAACUCCCCAAACUGCUCCAUCCUCCCUGACACUUGUUGCUGCCUGCCUGCCUGUCUGCCUCCGCACCGUGCCGGGACAGGCCACCUGUCCUGAACCGCUUCAGCAAUUCCUUAGGGAUUACCCGCGGGUGAGUGAUGAACUCCAUCGACCCUCAGUCCCAUCACCAGCACCAGCACCAUCACCAUCACCAGCAGCAGCACACCUCCCCUACCGUCGGCUCUCUCCCACCCAAAGGCGCCCAGGAGGCCCCGGACAUGGCCGCCGUCUACUGCGACAACCUGAGCAGCAUGUACCACCAGCAGAGCCUGCAGGGCGCACAGAGACCCGCCGGAUACGGAAUCGGAGAUUACGCAUCGUCUCCGAACCCGUACCUGUGGCUCAACGGGCCGGGCGUCAACUCGUCCGCGUCUUACCUGCACGGCAACAACCCGACGUCGUUCAUCCCGCCCUCCUACGGCUCGCAACGGCAGUUCCUCACCAACUCACCUGGCUUCGGGGGGCCCGACCUGGGCUGGCUGUCCAUCGCCAGCCAGGAGGAGCUGCUGAAGCUGGUGCGGCCGCCCUACUCCUACUCCGCGCUCAUAGCCAUGGCCAUCCAGAACGCGCACGAGAAGAAGCUGACCCUGAGCCAGAUCUACCAGUACGUCGCAGACAACUUCCCGUUUUAUAAGAAGAGCAAGGCCGGCUGGCAGAACUCGAUCCGGCACAACCUGUCUCUGAACGACUGCUUCAAGAAAGUGCCGAGGGACGAGGACGAUCCAGGGAAAGGAAACUACUGGACGUUGGACCCAAACUGUGAGAAGAUGUUCGACAACGGAAACUUCCGCCGGAAAAGGAAAAGACGUUCAGAUCCGAGCAGCGCCGGGGCGCCAGCGGUGGCGGCGGCGGCGGGGGCCACGAAGGUGGAGGACGGCCGGCCCGCGGUGGGGGCCCCACCGAAACCUUCAGAAAGUCCUCCGCUGCUGGGGCCGCCCUCGCCGGAGAUGGACGCCAUGAGCGAGACCCACAAGGGUUCGUCGUCGGCUUCGCCGCCCGGGCUGGCCCCAGCCGCUCCUUGUUUUAAUAACUUUUACAGCAGCAUGUCCACGCUCAGCUCGGGGGCCCCCGGCCGCCAGGGGUCGCUGGGACUGGUCAACGAGCUGUCCAAUCGGAACAUAACGGCCCUGAGCCCGUACCACCUGAACCACGGCGGGCAGGACACGGGCCCUUCGGAGCACUGCGACGGCUUGGCUUUCAACCGGGGAGUGUACUACAACACGUUUGGCGGCGGGCAGGGGGGACAGUUCAACAGCCACUUCUACAACAGCUUCAGCGUCAACAGCCUCAUUUACCCCAGAGAGGGGACAGAGCUAUAGGACUCCAUUCUAACACCACAUCCCACUGUUUUUAGGGACCAGCCGAGAGGUCAGAGUGCAUGCUGGGUAGCGGCUUCAUGAACACGGCACUCCCUUCCACUCGCCGGUUCACAGACAGAUUAGAGUAUUUUAGGUGAACUUGAUUUAACUUGACAAGCACUCGAGACGGUGGAAACGCCAGCCGGAAAGUCCAACAAAAUAUGAGCACUUAUGUUUUUACUCUUUUUUUUUUAUUAUAUCCUACUUUGCUCUUAAUGCUAACAUAUACUUGCAAAGUAAGACAACCACUAAACACUUAUGCCUUUUGAUAUAUUUUAAAACAUCCAUUUUAGGUGUUUAUUUGGAGCAGUUUCAACAGAAAGUUUCUCUAUUGUUCUCCACUGUUUCAUGUUUAAAAAUGUAAAUGUACAUGUUUUUUUUUUUUUUUUGCCAGUUUUGCCAAAUCCAGCCUAUAUUUCUUUGCAGCGGCCAAAUUCUUCCAGUUGAUGACACGUGGGUUCAUUUUCAUAAUCAACUCAAAUUUGCCAAAGUUGCCUUUGUGAGACCGCCAUUACCUCAAAUCAACAAUCCUAUGAGAUGAAAGUGCCCUGAAUGAAGGGUUUAUCCGUCUAUUUAGUUUGCAAAUGCAGUAACGAUUGAUUGAAUAGAAAUAUGAUCCGAGACAGGGGCUUGCCUUAUUGUUUUAUACCCUCCACGUUGACUGAAACCACAGCACUAGGGCUCUUGUACAGACAUGUGGACUUUAUAAAUGUGUAUUUUUGUAAAUUAUA
Molecule: messenger RNA, 2361 nt
Organism: Etheostoma spectabile (orangethroat darter)
Lineage: Eukaryota; Metazoa; Chordata; Actinopteri; Perciformes; Percidae
Product: forkhead box protein I1c
Exons: 2
Coding region: 371-1591 (406 amino acids)
Biological process (GO): cell differentiation; regulation of transcription by RNA polymerase II; anatomical structure morphogenesis
Molecular function (GO): RNA polymerase II cis-regulatory region sequence-specific DNA binding; DNA-binding transcription factor activity, RNA polymerase II-specific
Source: RefSeq, a predicted model, not a curated record